Molecule: messenger RNA, 816 nt
Organism: Fusarium keratoplasticum
Lineage: Eukaryota; Fungi; Ascomycota; Sordariomycetes; Hypocreales; Nectriaceae
Exons: 2
Coding region: 1-816 (271 amino acids)
Source: RefSeq, a predicted model, not a curated record
AUGGCUCGGCGUUCUAUCUUGGCCGCGGCCACUGUCGCUUUCCUCGCCUUCGGAGCUAACGCCACUCCUUGCCGACCUACCGGCGCUGCGACUUCAUCUACCACUCUCGCGGAGAGCUCUUCGACCGUGAUUACGGAAACAUCGUCGACCACCAUCGCAGAAACCUCGUCAAUCGUUGUCAUCGAGACUUCUACCACACUAGUAGAGAGCUCAUCGGUGACGGCGUCGUCUUCGACGCUGGCAGAAACCUCAUCAUCGACUACCCUGGCUGAGACUUCAGCAACUACACUUGCAGAAACGUCGACGACUUCUCAAGCUCCGGUCUGCACCGUAACCCAAGCGCUCGUCAACCCGAGCUUCGACGACGGUGAUGGCUCCCCGUGGACUGGCGUCUCUAGCUCUAGGUCUGAGGAAAGCCCUCGUACGGGUCGCUAUAAUCUGCGCUACUCGUUCGAUCCCUGGAGCGAGGCUUCUACCAUCUCUCAGACCGUAACUAACCUCGAGGGUAACUACAAAAUCGAAUUUUACUACCGUGUUGUCAGCUGGGUCCCAUGGAUUGGGACUGUUUCUACCAACUUCUAUUGCACUAUCACACCCAAGAUUGGAGACACUGAGCUUCCGGAAGUAUGGUUUACGAAUUCAGGGCCUUACUCUUGGACCGCGGCUAGUGCACUUUGGACGAAUUCGAGCGAGACUGGGGCUGUGGAUGAGGUUGAGGUAUCGCUCGAGAUCUAUUGCAGUGGAGAAUUUGAUUCGAACAUUAUCGCUCUUGAUGAUGUUACCUUCACUCGAGUUUGCGACGCGCCCCCAGCUUAG